GAACCAGUUUUUAUUUUGUUGCUAUCAAAUUUCCAAAAUACAAUGUUAUAGCCUUUUGCCUGAGGCAGUUAAAUGGAUUUCUUACUUGUGUGGCUUUUAAAUAACUUGCAUAAACGUUUUCUGUGCUAUAUUUGUGAAUAAAAAUGAUUUUCUAAUCAUGUAGCACCUUGAAAAAUAUUUUUGUAAAUGUUAUGAAGGGUGCAAUGUUAGUGACACAGGUGCAAAUAUGUUUCUAAAUCCAGGAAAAGUCUGUUUUCCAAGUCAGGUUUGUUCUCAAUGCUUCAUCUAUCUUCAGGCCUCAAAAGGAUUCUAAAGCAUUUCUGGGUUUAGUGACCUUUUCUAAAGAAAAAUAAUUAAGGUUUUAAUCUAUAUGGUCUUGAACUUAAGCACGGCUGCUCAGGAGCUGGAUGAAUAAGGAGGGAGAAAAAGCAUAUUUAAAAUAAAUUAUUCCGAAGACACGGCUUAGUGAAAAGGUAAAUGGAAAUAGGAACUUUAACCAGUUACAGCUUGGUGUGCAGUUGAAGAAUCAGAUUUUGCAUUUAUGAUUUUUAAUCUAAGAUUCAGAGGGAGGAAUUACUUUGUUCAAGGUCUAUUUAUGGUAGAGUUGAGUCUUUAGACUCCUUUGAAUUUCUUUUUAUUAAUCCAAACAUAUAUUAUUAAACACUUUUUUUUUUUUUUGGAUGCAAUUUUGGCUUUUUCUGAGAGAGCCACAUUCGAAGUCAGGCUGUCCUAGUAGCCAGCUGUGUGAUCCUAGGCAAAUUACUUAACCUCUCUGAUCCUUAGUUUCCUUAUCAGAAACUGGGAAUAGUACUCUGCAGGGUGGUUGGGCAGAUGAAAUAGAAUCACCUAUGUAGUGUGACCCUCCCAUAGUAGGGCCUCCAUUAAUAUUCAGUUUUUUCCUCUCAUUUCUAUUGUUUAGAAGGACAGUAACAUGCAAUGUCCUGCGAACAUUUCCAAGUCGCUUCCUCUCCUCCAAAAGCUUCAGCUGCCUGGCAACCCUCCCCGCAGUAUCAAGCAGGCGCAUUUUAAAGUCUCUUUAGCGGGAGGGCAGGGUUAGAGCCUUCGGUCACUUGUUUUCUAACUUGACAUAAAACAACGUAACGCAGUCGCUCAGCGAGCCGUUGGCCAGCCUCGCUCGCCCGGGGAGGAGGGAGAAGGUGGCGCGGGGCGCGGGGCGCGGGACCAGGCCUUAUUCGGAGGCUGUCGCUGCAUCCCUACGGCCGCAUCACGGCCGAGCCCUCGCCUCCCGCGCCGGUGUCUCCGGCUGCUCGGAGGCGUCGGGAGCCGCGCGGGACUCGGGGCGGCCCGGGCGCGCGGCGCUGAUUGGCAGAGAGGGCGCCGCCGUCCAGGAAACGGCUCGGGUUUCAGUGGGGGCGUGACCCGCAGCGAGGAGGCGGCGGCGGCGGCGGCGGCGCGGGCGGCGGCUGGAGGAGAGCGCGGUGGAGAGCCGAGCGGGCGGGCGGCGGGUGCGGAGCGGGCGAGCGAGCGCGCGCGGCCGCCACAAAGCUCGGGCGCCGCGGGGCUGCAUGCGGCGUACCUGGUCUGGCGCGGCGACUGCUCUCCGGGCUGGCGGGGGCCGGCCGCGAGCCCCGGGGGCCCCGAGGCCGCAGCUUGCCUGCGCGCUCUGAGCCUUCGCAACUCGCGAGCAAAGUUUGGUGGAGGCAACGCCAAGCCUGAGUCCUUUCUUCCUCUCGUUCCCCAAAUCCGAGGGCAGCCCGCGGGCGUCAUGCCCGCGCUCCUCCGCAGCCUGGGGUACGCGUGAAGCCUGGGAGGCUUGGCGCCGGCGAAGACCCAAGGACCACUCUUCUGCGUUUGGAGUUGCUCCCCCCAACCCCGGGCUCGUCGCUUUCUCCAUCCCGACCCACGCGGGGCGCGGGGACAACACAGGUCGCGGAGGAGCGUUGCCAUUCAAGUGACUGCAGCAGCAGCGGCAGCGGCGGCAGCGCCUCGGUUCCUGAGCCCACCGCAGGCUGAAGGCAUUGCGCGUAGUCCAUGCCCGUAGAGGAAGUGUGCAGAUGGGAUUAACGUCCACAUGGAGAUAUGGAAGAGGACCGGGGAUUGGUACCGUAACCAUGGUCAGCUGGGGUCGGUUCAUCUGCCUGGUCGUGGUCACCAUGGCAACCUUGUCCCUGGCCCGGCCCUCCUUCAGUUUAGUUGAGGAUACCACAUUAGAGCCAGAAGAGCCACCAACCAAAUACCAAAUCUCUCAACCAGAAGUGUACGUGGCUGCACCAGGGGAGUCGCUAGAGGUGCGCUGCCUGUUGAAAGAUGCCGCCGUGAUCAGUUGGACUAAGGAUGGGGUGCACUUGGGGCCCAACAAUAGGACAGUGCUUAUUGGGGAGUACUUGCAGAUAAAGGGCGCCACGCCUAGAGACUCCGGCCUCUAUGCUUGUACUGCCAGUAGGACUGUAGACAGUGAAACUUGGUACUUCAUGGUGAAUGUCACAGAUGCUAUCUCAUCCGGAGAUGAUGAGGAUGACACCGAUGGUGCGGAAGAUUUUGUCAGUGAGAACAGUAACAACAAGAGAGCACCAUACUGGACCAACACAGAAAAGAUGGAAAAGCGGCUCCAUGCUGUGCCUGCGGCCAACACUGUCAAGUUUCGCUGCCCAGCCGGGGGGAACCCAACGCCAACCAUGCGGUGGCUGAAAAACGGGAAGGAGUUUAAGCAGGAGCAUCGCAUUGGAGGCUACAAGGUACGAAACCAGCACUGGAGCCUCAUUAUGGAAAGCGUGGUCCCAUCUGACAAGGGAAAUUAUACCUGUGUGGUGGAGAAUGAAUACGGGUCCAUCAAUCACACGUACCACCUGGAUGUUGUGGAGCGAUCGCCUCACCGGCCCAUCCUCCAAGCCGGACUGCCGGCAAAUGCCUCCACAGUGGUCGGAGGAGACGUAGAGUUUGUCUGCAAGGUUUACAGUGAUGCCCAGCCCCACAUCCAGUGGAUCAAGCACGUGGAAAAGAACGGCAGUAAAUACGGGCCCGACGGGCUGCCCUACCUCAAGGUUCUCAAGCACUCGGGGAUAAAUAGUUCCAAUGCAGAAGUGCUGGCUCUGUUCAAUGUGACCGAGGCGGAUGCUGGGGAAUAUAUAUGUAAGGUCUCCAAUUAUAUAGGGCAGGCCAACCAGUCUGCCUGGCUCACUGUCCUGCCAAAACAGCAAGCACCUGGAAGAGAAAAGGAGAUUACAGCUUCCCCAGACUACCUGGAGAUAGCCAUUUACUGCAUAGGGGUCUUCUUAAUCGCCUGUAUGGUGGUAACAGUCAUCCUGUGCCGAAUGAAGAACACGACCAAGAAGCCAGACUUCAGCAGUCAGCCGGCUGUGCACAAGCUGACCAAACGUAUCCCUCUGCGGAGACAGGUUUCGGCUGAGUCCAGCUCCUCCAUGAACUCCAACACCCCACUGGUGAGGAUAACAACACGCCUCUCUUCAACGGCAGACACCCCCAUGCUGGCAGGGGUCUCCGAGUAUGAACUUCCAGAGGACCCAAAAUGGGAGUUUCCAAGAGAUAAGCUGACACUGGGCAAGCCCCUGGGAGAAGGUUGCUUUGGGCAAGUGGUCAUGGCGGAAGCAGUGGGAAUUGACAAAGACAAGCCCAAGGAGGCGGUCACCGUGGCCGUGAAGAUGUUGAAAGAUGAUGCCACAGAGAAAGACCUUUCUGAUCUGGUGUCAGAGAUGGAGAUGAUGAAGAUGAUUGGGAAACACAAGAAUAUCAUAAAUCUUCUUGGAGCCUGCACACAGGAUGGGCCUCUCUAUGUCAUAGUUGAGUAUGCCUCUAAAGGCAACCUCCGAGAAUACCUCCGAGCCCGGAGGCCACCCGGGAUGGAGUACUCCUAUGACAUUAACCGUGUUCCUGAGGAGCAGAUGACCUUCAAGGACUUGGUGUCAUGCACCUACCAGCUGGCCAGAGGCAUGGAGUACUUGGCUUCCCAAAAAUGUAUUCAUCGAGAUUUAGCAGCCAGAAAUGUUUUGGUAACAGAAAACAAUGUGAUGAAAAUAGCAGACUUCGGACUCGCCAGAGAUAUCAACAAUAUAGACUAUUACAAAAAGACCACCAAUGGGCGGCUUCCAGUCAAGUGGAUGGCUCCAGAAGCCCUGUUUGAUAGAGUAUACACUCAUCAGAGUGAUGUCUGGUCCUUCGGGGUGUUAAUGUGGGAGAUCUUCACUUUAGGGGGCUCGCCCUACCCAGGGAUUCCCGUGGAGGAACUUUUUAAGCUGCUGAAGGAAGGACACAGAAUGGAUAAGCCAGCCAACUGCACCAACGAACUGUACAUGAUGAUGAGGGACUGUUGGCAUGCAGUGCCCUCCCAGAGACCAACAUUCAAGCAGUUGGUAGAAGACUUGGAUCGAAUUCUCACUCUCACAACCAAUGAGGAAUACUUGGACCUCAGCCAACCUCUCGAACAGUAUUCACCUAGUUACCCUGACACAAGAAGUUCUUGUUCUUCAGGAGAUGAUUCUGUUUUUUCUCCAGACCCCAUGCCUUAUGAACCAUGCCUUCCUCAGUAUCCACACAUAAACGGCAGUGUUAAAACAUGAAUGACUGUGUCUGCCUGUCCCCAAACAGGACAGCACUGGGAACCUAGCUACACUGAGCAGGGAGACCAUGCCUCCCAGAGCUUAUUGUCUCCACUUGUAUAUAUGGAUCAGAGGAGUAAAUAAUUGGAAAAGUAAUCAGCAUACGUGUAAAGAUUUAUACAGUUGAAAACUUGUAAUCUUCACCAGGAGGAGAAGAAGGUUUCUGGAGCAGUGGACUGCCACAAGCCACCAUGUAACCCCUCUCACCUGCCGUGCGUACUGGCUGUGGACCAGUAGGACUCAAGGUGGACGUGCGUUCUGCCUUCCUUGUUAAUUUUGUAAUAAUUGGAGAAGAUUUAUGUCAGCACACACUUACAGAGCACAAAUGCAGUAUAUAGGUGCUGGAUGUAUGUAAAUAUAUUCAAAUUAUGUAUAAAUAUAUAUUAUAUAUUUACAAGGAAUUAUUUUUUGUAUUGAUUUUAAAUGGAUGUCCCAAUGCACCUAGAAAAUUGGUCUUUUUUUAAUAGCUAUUUGCUAAAUGCUGUUCUUACACAUAAUUUCUUAAUUUUCACCGAGCAGAGGUGGAAAAAUACUUUUGCUUUCAGGGAAAAUGGUAUAACGUUAAUUUAUUAAUGAAUUGGUAAUAUACAAAACAAUUAAUCAUUUAUAGUUGUUUUUGUAAUUUAAGUGGCAUUUCUAUGCAGGCAGCACAGCAGACUAGUUAAUCUAUUGCUUGGACUUAACUAGUUAUCAGAUCCUUUGAAAAGAGAAUAUUUACAAUAUAUGACUAAUUUGGGGAAAAUGAAGCUUUGAUUUAUUUGUGUUUAAAUGCUGCUGUCAGACGAUUGUUCUUAGGCCUCCUAAAUGCCCCAUAUUAAAAGAACUCAUUCAUAGGAAGGUGUUUCAUUUUGGUGUGCAACCCUGUCAUUACGUCAACGCAACGUCUAACUGGACUCCCCAAGACAAAUGGUACCAGCGUCCUCUUAAAAGAUGCCUUAAUCCAUUCCUUGAGGACAGACCUUAGUUGAAAUGAUAGCAGAAUGUGCUUCUCUCUGGCAGCUGGCCUUCUGCUUCUGAGUUGCACAUUAAUCAGAUUAGCCUGUAUUCUCUUCAGUGAAUUUUGAUAAUGGCUUCCAGACUCUUUGGCAUUGGAGACGCCUGUUAGGAUCUUCAAGUCCCAUCAUAGAAAAUUGAAACACAGAGUUGUUCUGCUGAUAGUUUUGGGGAUACGUCCGUCUUUUUAAGGGAUUGCUUUCAUCUAAUUCUGGCAGGACCUCACCAAAAGAUCCAGCCUCAUACCUACAUCAGACAAAAUAUCGCCGUUGUUCCUUCUGUACUAGAGUAUUGUGUUUUGCUUUGGAAACACCCACUCACUUUGCAAUAGCCGUGCAAGAUGAAUGCAGAUUACACUGAUCUUAUGUGUUACAAAAUGGAGAAAGUAUUUAAUAAAACCUGUUAAUUUUUAUACUGACAAUAAAAAUGUUUCUACAGAUAUUAAUGUUAACAAGACAAAAUAAAUGUCACACAACUUAUUUUUUUAA
Messenger RNA from Gorilla gorilla gorilla (western lowland gorilla), 6055 nucleotides. RefSeq names its product fibroblast growth factor receptor 2 (gene FGFR2). Lineage: Eukaryota; Metazoa; Chordata; Mammalia; Primates; Hominidae. Bases 2016 to 4535 code for a protein of 839 amino acids. The transcript has 18 exons. The record is from RefSeq and is a predicted model, not a curated record. Gene Ontology annotation, biological process: fibroblast growth factor receptor signaling pathway; protein phosphorylation; positive regulation of cell population proliferation. Gene Ontology annotation, cellular component: plasma membrane; signaling receptor complex. Gene Ontology annotation, molecular function: ATP binding; fibroblast growth factor binding; fibroblast growth factor receptor activity.